UCAAAAUUGAUCAAGCCGUCGCUGCGUACUUCAGACCGCGAGCUCGGUGCACGCGGCACUUGGCGAUACUUGACAGCCAGCGCGCGCUUUCUCGCUUGCUCUCUUCUUCGCGCAGCUCCAACUCCAGCUGUUUGUCUAUCUACCUUCAGUCCGAGUGCGAGCGAUGUUCCCACCCCGGAAAAAAACACGGGAGGGACGCUGAAGGAGAGGAGGACGGACAGGGGAUGAGAAGACCAGCCAAAGAGGAGAGCCGCUGUCGCAGAGGAACAGGAGGAGGAGGAGAGAGGGAAGCAGACACAUCUGCGGCGACUUGGGGGAUUCGGCUUAGUGAGAGGGGGGAUACGCAACAUUCUUAUGAUGCCAGCAUUUCUAGCCCGGGUAAGCGGAAUAAAUAAUUUGCCGUGGGACUGCCAUAUUGUCAAUUUCUUUGCAUCUUAGUUAUUUUUUUAAAAAGCGCCUGCUUUAUAAAUAGACGCUUAAAAACCGGAUGCUAGGAAGAUUUUUGUAAUUCUCUGUAGAUAUCCACCACAGAGAGCUUUUAUCACCUUUGGGAGCAAAGUGGAUUGACUGAAGGGGGAGAGGAGGACUGUUUUUAAAAGGAGAUACCGCCACCUUCUCCUCCUUACAUAAAUGUUUGCGUGCCAUUAGAGCGCUCCUGCUUUUCUCCACAACAGACGCGCGUUUCACGCACACUGAAAAGACGUGGACAUUGUCAGUCACACAUGCGGUCCUAAUAACACGGACGGACCUCACCCCCUCUCACCUACCCAGCCCCUCUCCUCACCCCACUGUCUGAUGACUCCCCCGCGCACAGGUGGACGUGGUACGGAGCCUACUGUAGCAUCAUCUUCUUCAACACCACCAUCAUCACCAACACCACCAUCCUCCUCCUCCUCAACACCACCAUGUCCUCGUCGUCGCGCAAGAUCUCAUCCGAGUCAUUUAGCAGCUCAGUGGGCUCGGACUGCGGGCUUGAAAGCCCCGGAGGAGACGGAGGGGAUGGCGCUUUGGAGCCGGCCGACGAGAGCCGGGGUUGCCCGUUUUCCUCCUUCCCAUCGUCCCACAGAGCGCUGCUCUGGAACGGCCGCAGCCCCGCUGAGAGGUCGGCGUGCCCGGCGGGCGAGGAGCAGCAGGGACCCUGUGUACCCCACAAGAGGGCUACCAGGCGGCGGAGGGUGAACCUGGACUCGCUGGGGGAGAGCCUGAAACGACUCACUUCACCGACGACACAGACUGUUCAAGAGGCUCUUCAACGAACUCUGCAGUUCUACAGACAACAAGAAAUGAGGUGCCAGGAUGUUGGGGGUAGUGAAAGGCAGCGUGAAAAGAAAGAGGAGAAGUGCCCAUUUCUUGAAAACUCUGGCUCAGAGGAAGAUGUCCUACAGAUUCUGCAGUACAUGGCCACAAUAUUGGGAGUUCCGUUCUGCGAACUGCGAGAGCAUUUUGGCGAAGAGUUCUUUGGCCUUUGCUUCGAAGAGAAUGAGCGAGUACUGCGGGCUGUAGGCGGCAACCUUCAGGAUUUCUUCAAUGGUUUUGACGCCAUUUUAGAACACAUUCGCACCUCCACAGGGCGCCGAGCCUCCUCCGAGAGCCCUUCCUUUCAGUGCAAGGAUCCCCGCGAAGAGGAGAAAGGUAGAGGGAAAUUGGAGAAACUUGGAAACCGUGGCAGCAGAGACGGAAGAGGGAAAGUGUUGUUUCUUCAUUGCUUUAACCCUGCACCUGUUGUGGGAUUAGUUAUGCCAGGUUUGAUUAGAGCUGUCGCCAGGCGGAUCUUUCAUUCAGAGGUUGAAGUGGAAGAGGUGCCACCUCUAACUCCUCUAUUGCCAAAUGAAGAACAUACAGAUUGUGAUUCUACAACACCCACUCCCACUGCGUCCCCCACUGCCUCACCCUCCUCAUCUCCGUCCCCUCCAUCUCUUUUUCCAACCUUCGUCCCCACAGUUUGUCUAUCCUUCUUACUCCAAGAGACUUGCCCUUCUCCUCUCUCUUCCAUCCCAAAUUCAGCAUCUGUGAGCACUAACCGUCCCCCACUCCAGCUAUCAACUAACCCCAGUGAUCUUCGCAUCUCCCUGGCUACGUUUUGCCGUGCCUUCCCGUUUCACCUGGUCCUGGGGCAUAGGAUGGAACUCCUGCAGCUUGGAGAAGGACUUAGGAAACAGGCUCGUAUUGAGCCUCACCGGAUCCUUUCAUUUAGGGACUGUUUUGAGAUUGUCUCACCCAAGAUGGAUCCCUCUUUCCAGGGCAUACUGCUGAGACUCGCAUCCCCAUUUACUAUCCGCACUAAGCCCGAUCCCAUGCAGGCUGGCACCAAGGAGAAGGUUAUGGAGUUAAAAGGUCAGAUGAUCCAUGUCCCUGAGUCCUGCUCCUUGAUGUUUCUGGGCUCGCCGCGUGUUGAUAAGCUAGAGGAGCUGAUGGGCAGAGGUCUCCAUCUGUCAGACAUCCCCAUCCAUGAUGCCACACGAGAUGUUAUCCUGGUAGGGGAGCAAGCCAAGGCCCAGGAUGGCCUAAAAAAGAGAAUGGACAAACUAAAGGCCACCUUAGAGAGGACACACCAGGCUCUGGAGGAAGAAAAACGAAGGACCGUGGAUCUCCUGUAUUCCAUAUUUCCGGGUGAUGUGGCGCAGAAGCUGUGGCAGGGCCACCAUGUGCCAGCGCGUAAAUUCGAUGAUGUCACCAUGCUGUUCUCGGACAUCGUGGGUUUUACAGCCGUGUGUGCCCACUGCACACCUAUGCAGGUUAUCUCAAUGUUGAACGAGCUUUACACGCGCUUCGACUACCAGUGUGGCAUUCUGGAUGUUUACAAGAUUGAGACAAUAGGUGAUGCCUACUGUGUGGCCGGUGGACUUCAUAAGAAGGUUGAAAGCCAUGCAAAACCAAUUGCACUCAUGGCUCUAAAAAUGAUAGAGCUUUCUGAGGAAGUACUAACGCCUGAUGGGAAGCCUAUCAAGUUAAGAAUAGGUAUCCACACAGGUUCGGUUCUGGCAGGCGUGGUUGGGGUUAAAAUGCCGCGAUACUGCCUGUUUGGGAACAACGUCACUCUAGCCAGCAAGUUUGAAUCAGGAAGCCAUCCAAGGUGCAUCAAUGUUAGUCCAACAACCUACCAGUUGUUGAAAGAUGACCGCUCCUUUUCGUUCAUCCCCCGUUCUCGGCUGGAGCUCCCAGAGAAUUUUCCCAAAGAGAUCCCAGGGACGUGUUACUUCCUGGAGGCAGGGACUUCGCACAGCCACGCCUCACUUACCAGCUCUCGCUCGGCUCCUCCGGCCUCUAUGAGGAAGGUUUCCUACAGCAUUGGGACAAUGUUUCUAAGAGAAACCAGUUUGUAGAAUCAUACACAGAUGUUUAAAAUGUAAGCAACUGGAUUUGAAUCACAUGAACAUACAGGAAACCAGUCAUGCAGAUCUGUGGUUAUGCAAAUGCACUAUGUAAAAAGUGGAAUUUACAGCUGAUUGGUGAAAUAUGCUUUCAUCAUAGAUGAAAGAGAACAACUGUCCCCAUCUCUUCCCUGAGCAGUGGAGAUAUUCUUCAAAUGACUUAAGGGACAGCAGCUGCAGUAGUCCUUUAUCUAUCCUCCAAGAGGUGGACUGAUAUAAGCAAAUUGUGGAAAAACCUUUGGACAAAAACUCUGUUCUAGCUGGAUGUCUCGGCUGCAGAACUGGUGUCUGGCUCUUUGCGGCGGUUCACAUUCAGACAACACCCAGACCCUUGUCCACAUUAAACAGAACUGAGCUAAAACUCACAGCGAUCACACUCAUGACCACUGUUGCCCUCAUUAGCCAUUUGCAAACAGAACAAAACCCCUUUUCAUUUAUAAGGUGGGUGCUGAAGAAUGAAUUUUGUAUGACUUGCUGUCCAUCAUGCCCUCAUGUGCGACAAAGACCUGUAAUGGAAAACGAUACAACUCUCCGUUUCCUUCAUGUUCAUCUGUCUGUAAGUCAUGUUAUGCUUUACUAAACGUAAGAGCUGCUCCUCCAAACUGUUGACAGGCGGCCAGCUGGCUGGGAUUUGUCAAGGAAACAACAAGAGGAUUUGCUUUGAAAAGGUAAACGUUGGAAGACGAAUGCAAACUAGAGUCAUACUAAUCCAAACUUAUAGCCCUGAUUGUUUUGGAUCCUCAGCAAACUAUAGCAGACAAUGUUGUAAUAAUGGAGAUAAACAGAAUGCUAAUAACACAGAAAUGUAGAUGUCUCACAGCAACUACGCUUUGAUUUUUUUUUUUAUACCUGUGAUUAUUUGUUUUUAGUGUAUUACAUGCUUUAGCCUCUUUUUAAUAAGAUAAGCUGUUGUCAGCAUUUACCAGCUCGUGCUUACUUGCAUUCAACUAAUCAGCAUUUUUAGCUACAUGUAGCAUUGUCUGAAAAGCUUUGCUUUUAGGAUGGACCUUCCCAGAUUGGUCUGCAUCUUGUUUAGGUGACAUCAAUGCUAACAGGUAUUUGUGUGCAGGUAUGUCCCUUUUCAUGUCUGCAGGAAUAACAUUGUUGUGUGUUUUAGUUUGUAGAACUGACAGGAGGAAUCAGACACAGUUCACAGUUCCUCAGUCCAGAUAUGAAAGAACGUUGAAUCAAAGGUUUUACUGAACAUACAGCCAACUUAAAGAUGUACUUUUUUUUCUAACUGCAGUGUUUAUAAAAAUUAAUGAAAAAAAUCCUGCAUUUGUUUUACCCUGUGAAAAUUUAACCAAGAUACAAAAGCCCAAAAUGAUUCAUGCCCCUCACAGAUUUAGACUUAAUUUUUAUGACCUCCUAGUCUUUCAAGUUGAAAGGUCACCUUGCCAUCGUUCUGGUCAUUCGCUCAUUAGCUCCCUUCAAUGAUUUAUUUAUUUUUUUCAUUAGAUUCAACUCUGGACAGUAGCGGGACCACACCAAAAAUGUUAACACUACUGUGAGUCAGGAAAAGAAGUUGCUGGUAAUUCAAAGAUUACUUUGCACUUAAAUCUGUGGAGCUAUGAAUGCAUUUUGGGAAUAACUGUAAAUAAAAUUCAAGUUGACUUGUUUGCUGGCAAACUGAGUUCAACUUGCUGAGUUAAUAACCCGGGCUGUGCUACACAAAUCCAAACAUGAUCAUUAAAAAUUGGUCAUCAUAAAGUGGAAAUAUUGGUUUUGGAUAGUUUGGCUUUAGAGUAUUUUACUGGAGACUUUACAGAUUUGUGUUGUGUUCUAAAUUAACAUUUAUUUAAUUGCUAUUUUUCACGACCUGUGAAAUUCAGCCCAGAUGUUACAAAUUGAAAAGUUGGUUGAAGAGGAAGACCUUUUCAUUGUAAUAAGACUUACUCAAACAUUCCCAUCACAGCUGUUUUAAACACACUACUUGUUCAUAACAAGUUCAGAAAUGACAGUGGUUACAUAGGUUUAAAUAAGGCAUUCCUCUGUGCUUGCUUACAUCGUAGUUUAAAAUAAACUUUGAGUUUUUUUCUCUGAAAGUCAUUUCUAUAACCAUAAUCCUUCAUACAUGCUUUGAAAGAAAAAUAAACUUGCAAAAUUAUGUAGCAGGACUUGAAAUAACAAACUAAAUGUGCCAGUUUGUUUCAAAGAUGCCACCAGCACAGGUUAGACAUGAUUUCUAAGUAACAGCGUGGUUUCUGUGUGUCAUUCUGGAAGAUCGUUAGCUAAUUGUAGGAGCCUGAAACACAUGCCAUAUGAAAAAUCACUUACUGUAUGUUGGAUGCAAAAAAAUACCAAUGUUAAUAUGCUCCUUUUUCACAAGUAAUGUAAAGGAAAGUGACACCAGCUUAAAAAUGCAAUACUUUUUAUUGGAAGAGAAGAAAUAAUGAAUAACAAAAGUGUCUGCUUUUAACAUACCUGAGCGGUGAAUUAUGUCAUUGUCAGUGAUGCAUACAUAACGUCAUAAAUAAAUAGAUGAAUACAGAUUUAUUAAAGAGAUGGUAAAAAAAAAUUAUACUAUUAAUAAAACUAAACAGAGA
Messenger RNA from Xiphophorus maculatus (southern platyfish), 5917 nucleotides. RefSeq names its product guanylate cyclase 1 soluble subunit alpha 2 (gene gucy1a2). NCBI's taxonomy places the organism in Eukaryota, Metazoa, Chordata, Actinopteri, Cyprinodontiformes, Poeciliidae. Gene Ontology annotation, biological process: cGMP biosynthetic process; response to oxygen levels. The transcript has 9 exons. The record is from RefSeq and is a predicted model, not a curated record. Gene Ontology annotation, cellular component: guanylate cyclase complex, soluble. The coding region runs from base 906 to 3323 and encodes 805 amino acids. Gene Ontology annotation, molecular function: heme binding; guanylate cyclase activity.